AUGUCAGUUUUGCCUAAGCAACCACUCUCUAACCUGCUCACUCCACUCAGGGUCUUGUUACCCAUCAUCAUCUUCAUCUCUUUUAGCCAUGAUUCUUCUGCUCUAGCUUCUUCCUCUUUGACUCGGAGAAAAGAAGAAGCAGAGGCUCUUCUGAGAUGGAAAGACAGUUUUGACAAUUCAACUCAAAUGCUCCUCCCUUCCUGGACCCUUCUUCCUUCCCACAAUUCUUCCACUUCUUCUUCUAAUAACCCCUGCAAGUGGGAUGGAAUCACAUGCAAUGAGCCUGGAAGUGUCACGCAUAUAAACAUCACAAGCAGUGGUUUGAGAGGUACGCUUGAAUGUCUCAACUUCUUAUCCUUCCCCGACCUUGUUAGCCUCGAGCUUUCUAACAACUCUUUUUAUGGAACCAUUCCACCCCAUAUCAGUAAUCUUUCCAAGCUCACUCACCUAGACUUGAGUCUCAAUCGUCUCUCUGGAAAUAUUCCAUCUGAGAUGUGUCUGCUGAUGAGUCUUCAAUACCUUUAUUUGGAUGAGAAUGAGAAUGAGAUAAAUGGAUCUAUACCUCGGGAAAUGGGAAAUCUUCAUUCUCGAAUGGAGCUACAUUUGCCAAAAAACAAUCUCGUAGGUUCAAUCCCUGCUUCUAUAGGAAACUUGACAAAUCUCGUACUUAUGAAUCUGGGUGUUAAUAAUCUAUCUGGCCGCAUACCUUCAGAAGUAGGCAAUUUGACCAAGCUCACAUACUUGGAUCUGAGUAUCAAUCAAUUUUCUGGCCACAUCCCUCCUGUACUAGGAAACUUGAACAACCUUACAACGUUGUUCCUGUGUGUGAAUCAGUUAUCUGGCCACAUCCCUCCUGAAAUAGGAAAACUCACAUCCCUGCCUAACCUAGUUUUGUUUACGAACAAACUCAGUGGCUCCAUUCCUACAGAAAUCUAUAAUCUUACAUUUUUGGGAGGUUUUCUAGUGGCUGAGAACUUCUUGUCUGGCUAUUUACCACAAAAUAUAUGCGCCAAUGGGGCACUUGAACAAUUGGCUGUACAUGAAAACAACUUCUUCGGUCCUAUUCCAAAGAGUUUAGAAAACUGUACCAACUUAGUCAGAGUUCAAAUGCACAGAAAUCAGCUUGAAGGGAACAUGUCGAAAGAUUUCGGCAUAUAUCCAAGACUGAAAUACAUCAAUCUGAGUUAUAACAAGCUUUAUGGUGAACUUUCGAACAACUGGGGGCAAUCCAAAAGCCUAACAAGCUUGAGGAUCUCAAACAAUAGACUUUCAGGUACAAUACCACAUGAUCUUGGUAAAGCAAAUAAACUAGAAGUGCUUGACCUAUCCGAAAAUCACCUAGUAGGAAACAUUCCAAAGGAAUUGGGGGCCUUGAAUUUAUUAUUCCUUCUUAAACUGAAUAAUAAUAAACUUUCAGGCAAUAUUCCCACGGAAGUUGGAAAGCUCUCCAGUCUUAGUCAACUUAACUUGGCAGCAAACAAUCUAAGCGGAUCACUUCCCAAACAAUUAGCACAGUGCUCAAAACUCACAGAUUUGAAUUUGAGCAUGAACAGGUUUUGGGGAAGUAUCACCCCACAGAUUGCCAAUAUACGCAGUCUCAACAAUCUUGAUCUUAGCCACAAUUUGCUCACAGGAAAGCUUCCAUGGGAGCUUGGAUAUUUACACUACUUAGCAUUGUUAAACCUGUCCCACAAUUUUCUGUCUGCCUCGAUCCCAUCCACUUAUAGUGAAAUGUUAAGCUUGACAUCCGUGGACAUAUCAUACAAUAAUUUGGAGGGUCCUCUUCCUAACAACAAAGCUUUCAGCAGGGCACAAAUAGUAGCCCUAGAACAUAACAGAGGCUUGUGUGGCAACAACACUGGUUUGCAGGCUUGCCUCUCUUUGUUGAGCAAAAGACCUGGUGGAAAGAUGAGCCUUCGAGCCGCGAUUUUGAUCACAGUCUCUCUUUUGGGCACCCUAUUUCUUUUAUAUAUCAUUGCAGGAAUAUACUGUGUUGGUUUCAAAAAAGGGAGAAAGAUAGAUGAUGAGCCAAGGGAUGCAGAAAAUGAAAAUAUGUUUGUGAUAUGGAGUUAUGAUGGGAAAAUAGCACAUCAAAACAUUGUUGAAGCGACAGAGGCAUUCAACUCAAGAUAUAGCAUUGGAGAGGGGGGAUGUGGAAGAGUUUAUAGAGCUGAGCUGCCAAACGGUCAAGUUGUUGCUGUGAAGAAACUUCACCAAUCAGAGGAUGGCAUAGUGGCUAACCUAAAAGCCUUUAACAGUGAGAUUACUGCUUUAACAGAAGUAAGACAUCUGAAUAUUGUAAAGCUUUACGGGUUUUGUUCACAUGCAAGAUACUCAUAUUUGGUGUAUGAGUUCUUGGAAGGGGGAAGCUUGAGAAAGAUAUUGAGCAGUGAGGUUAAGGCAAUGGAAUUGGACUGGAUUAGGAGGGUGAAAGUUGUAAGAGGUGUUGCCAGAGCUUUAUCCUAUAUGCACCACGACUGCUCACCUCCUGUUAUUCAUCGAGACAUAUCAAGCAAUAACAUACUGCUGGAUUUGGACAAUGAAGCCCACGUCUCUGACUUCGGCACAGCAAGGAUUUUAAAGCCUAACUCAUCCAAUUGCACAUCAUAUGCAGGCACCUUCGGGUAUUCAGCUCCAGAGCUUGCUUACACAACGGGAGUGAACGAGAAGUGCGAUGUUUACAGCUUUGAGAUGCUAGCAUUGGAAGUGAUAAUGGGAAGGCAUCCAGGCAACUUCAUCUCCUCCAUAUCGUCGUCAUCAUCAUCAUCGACAGUUUCCCAUCAAAUCACAUUGAAGGAAGUGUUGGACCAACGCCUCUCACCUCCAAGGGGUCGAGUAACCGAGGAAGUGCUCUCCAUUGCAAAGAUAGCAUUUGCUUGCCUAAAUGCCAGGCAGCAGUCGAGUCCGACAAUGCGACAAGUCUCUCACAAGGUAUCAACGCGUAGGCCUCCUCUGUCAGAGCCACUAGACGUCAUUACAUUAGGACAAUUGUUGGAUAUCACAACUUUAACUCUCUGA
This is a messenger RNA of Corylus avellana, 3018 nucleotides long. RefSeq names its product MDIS1-interacting receptor like kinase 2-like. Gene Ontology annotation, molecular function: ATP binding; protein kinase activity. Gene Ontology annotation, biological process: protein phosphorylation. NCBI's taxonomy places the organism in Eukaryota, Viridiplantae, Streptophyta, Magnoliopsida, Fagales, Betulaceae. The record is from RefSeq and is a predicted model, not a curated record.